Messenger RNA from Musca domestica (house fly), 2633 nucleotides. RefSeq names its product probable ATP-dependent RNA helicase DDX23. The record is from RefSeq and is a predicted model, not a curated record. Bases 104 to 2554 code for a protein of 816 amino acids. Gene Ontology annotation, molecular function: RNA binding; RNA helicase activity; ATP binding. Gene Ontology annotation, biological process: mRNA splicing, via spliceosome. The transcript has 2 exons. Gene Ontology annotation, cellular component: catalytic step 2 spliceosome. NCBI's taxonomy places the organism in Eukaryota, Metazoa, Arthropoda, Insecta, Diptera, Muscidae.
CUACGGCAGAGCAGCAGCAGAAUAUUAGCAGAGAAAACGUUUACCAUAUAAUUUUCGGAGGUUCCAAGUAUUUUCUAAAAAAAAACAAUUUAAUUAAAUAUAAAUGGGUGGCGGUGAUAGAAAGCAUCGUUCCCGUUCACGCGAAAGAGAACGAUCGCGUGAAAGAGAUCGUUCACGUGAAAGGGAACGUGAACGCGCAAGAGAUUCUCGUGGUGGCGGUGAUAGGAGAACAACCCGAUAUUCUCGAUCCCGUUCUAAGGAACGUUACACUAGUGGCAGAGGUUCCGGCAGGUCCCCUGAAAGAUCUUCAAAUCGCGAUAGGAAUCGGGAUAGGUCUAAGUCGCGAGAACGCCAAAGGGAUUACGAGUCAUCACGAAGCCAUGACAAGAGACGCGAUGAGAACAGGAGCGAAAGACCAUCUAAGGAUGUAAUCAUAAUCGACGAUGAUGAACUGGCGGCUGAAGAAGAUAAGAAGGAGAAACCCAAAAAGGUUGAACCACUAUCUUUGGAAGAGCUAUUGGAAAGAAAAAAGAAAGAAGAAGAAGCUCGAAGCAAGCCUGUAUUCUUGACCAAAGAACAACGAGCCGCCGAGGCUUUAAAACGCAGACAGGAAGAAGUGGCAGCAAUGCGAGCAGGGCAAGCAAGUGGCAGUAGACCUGGAAUUUCCGGUGCGUCAUCCUCCAGCAGUGCUGUUGAUAACAGUUUUAGUAUCUCUGCCCGCCGAGUGGAUAGAAGUGAACGAGGGUCUGGACGUGAAAGAGAAAAAGAACGAGACAGAGAACGCGAGUCGCGACGGGCAGAUGAUCUCUCACAAAAAGACAAAGAAAAGGAAUUGGAAGCCAUAAGAGAACGUUAUUUGGGUAUUGUUAAGAAGAAAAGAAGGGUCAGACGCUUGAACGACCGCAAAUUUGUUUUUGAUUGGGAUGCAGCCGAGGACACAUCGGUUGAUUACAAUAAUCUCUACAAGGAACGUCACCACGUGCAGUUCUAUGGACGCGGUAAUGUUGCCGGUAUAGAUAUUAAGGAACAGAAAAGAAUGCAAAGUCAGUUCUAUGGUGAUCUUUUGGAAAAACGUCGAACCGAGGCAGAAAAAGAACAAGAGAAAGUUCGUCUCAUUAAGGUAAAGCGUAAAGAAGAAAAACAGAAAUGGGAUGAUCGCCAUUGGUCCGAAAAAGACAUUGAUGAAAUGACCGAACGCGAUUGGCGUAUUUUCCGUGAAGAUUACAAUAUAACAAUAAAAGGCGGCAAAAUACCUAACCCCAUUAGGAGUUGGAAAGAAUCGGGUUUCCCCAAAGAACUUUUGGAAAUCAUCGAUAGUGUCGGCUACAAAGAACCAACACCCAUUCAAAGACAGGCCAUACCCAUUGGUUUACAGAAUCGUGAUAUAAUUGGUGUUGCUGAAACAGGUUCGGGUAAGACGCUGGCUUUUCUAAUACCAUUGCUGGCCUGGAUUCAGUCUUUGCCGAAAAUCGAACGUCUUGAGGAUGCCGAUCAGGGUCCCUAUGCUAUUAUCAUGGCUCCCACGCGUGAAUUGGCUCAACAAAUCGAAGAGGAAACAGUAAAGUUCGGUCAACCAUUGGGCAUUAGGACGGUUGUUGUUGUGGGUGGUCUAUCGCGUGAAGAGCAAGGCUUCCGCUUGCGUAUGGGUUGUGAAAUUGUUAUUGCUACACCUGGUCGUCUCAUUGAUGUUUUGGAAAAUCGCUAUUUGGUUUUAAAUCAAUGUACCUACAUUGUAUUGGAUGAAGCCGAUCGUAUGAUUGACAUGGGUUUCGAACCAGAUGUCCAGAAAAUUUUGGAAUAUAUGCCGGUGACAAAUCUUAAACCAGAUACAGAAGAAGCUGAAGAUGCCUGCAAAUUGAUGGAAAAUUUCUAUUCUAAAAAGAAAUACAGACAAACUGUGAUGUUUACAGCUACUAUGCCACCCGCAGUUGAACGACUGGCACGCUCUUACUUAAGACGUCCUGCCACUGUGUACAUCGGUUCCGUUGGUAAGCCAACCGAACGUACAGAACAAAUUGUCUACAUGAUGGGCGAAAACGACAAACGCAAGAAACUCAUCGAAAUUCUUAAAAGAGGUGUUGAUCCACCAGUCAUUAUUUUUGUCAAUCAAAAGAAGGGUGCCGAUGUUUUGGCCAAAGGCCUGGAAAAAUUGGGCUACAAUGCAUGUACGCUUCAUGGUGGCAAAGGCCAAGAACAGCGUGAAUACGCUUUGGCUUCUUUGAAGGGUGGCAGCAAGGAUAUAUUGGUGGCCACCGAUGUGGCUGGCAGAGGUAUCGACAUUAAAGAUGUCUCGUUGGUUAUUAACUAUGAUAUGGCCAAAACAAUUGAGGAUUAUACCCAUCGUAUUGGUCGUACUGGCAGAGCAGGCAAAAAUGGUGUGGCUAUUUCGUUUGUUACAAAGGAUGAUAGUGCUCUAUUCUAUGACUUGAAGCAGGUGGUAAUGGCCAGUCCGGUUUCAGUUUGCCCUCCAGAGUUAAUGAACCACCCUGAUGCCCAACACAAACCGGGUACCGUGGUUACCAAAAAGAGGAGAGAAGAAAAAAUUUUCGCAUAAAAAUAUUUGUCGGCAUUUUAAAUAUUAAUCGACCAAUAAAAAUGAUAUCAAACACAGAGAAUUUGUUUUUUAAACAAAA